AUGGAUUAAUAGAGAUUGAAUUUAAGAAGAAAUAUUCAAUUUAUUUUGAAAUAAAAAUAUAAAUAUAAAUUAAUAUUUUAAAGAAAGAAUAAAAAAAGAAAUAUGAGCAGAGAACAUUCAAGAGACAGAGACAGUAAAAGCCAAAAGAAAUUAUUCUUGGGUAACCUCUCUAGAGAUGUUGAAGAAAGAGAUGUUAAAGAUCUUUUCGAAAAGCAUGGUAAAAUCAGUGAAAUCAAGAUUAAAAAGAAAGGUCCUAACUGUUAUGGAUUUAUCGAAUUCGAAGAUUCCCGUGAUGCUAAGGAUGCUCUCAAGGAAAAUGGUAAUUCAUUGAAGGGUAAAGAACUCAGAUUAGAAUUCGGUAAUGGCGGCAGAAAGAAAAGAAACGAAGGCUGUUAUACUUGCGGUUCUCUCCAUCAUAUUGCUAAAGACUGUAGCAAAACUAGAAGAACUAGCAGCAAUGGUAAUAAAAAUAGAUGCUAUAAUUGUGGUUCAACUAGCCAUAAGGUCAGAGACUGCCAUCAAAAUAGAAGAAGCAGAUCCAGAGAUAGAAGAAGAAGAUCAAGAUCUCGUUCUGACUCUAGAAGCAGAAGACAAAGAAGCAGAUCUGACGACAGAAACAGAAGAAGAAGAGACUCUCGCUCUGACUCUAGAAAUAGAAGAAGAAGAAGAGAUAUGUCUAGAUCUAGAUCCGCUGGUGACAGAAGAAAGAGAAGUAGUGAUAGAGGUGAUAGAAGAAGACCUAGUCCUGAUAAUAGAAGAAGAAGAUCAAGCUCAAGAGGUCAAAGAAGAUCCGACAGCAGAAGCUAUAAUAACAGAAAUAAUAACAGAUCUAAUUCAGCUGGUUCUCAUAAAAAUGAUAGAUCAGGUAGCAAUCUCAACAAUGGAAACAAUCAACCUGCUAACAACAAUUCUUAUAACAAUGGUAAUAACAACAAUUCUCGUUCUCCCUCCAGACAAUCUAACUCAAAUUGA
Molecule: messenger RNA, 972 nt
Organism: Tetrahymena thermophila SB210
Lineage: Eukaryota; Ciliophora; Oligohymenophorea; Hymenostomatida; Tetrahymenidae
Product: RNA recognition motif protein
Exons: 5
Cellular component (GO): ribonucleoprotein complex; cytoplasm; nucleus
Molecular function (GO): mRNA binding; zinc ion binding
Source: RefSeq, a predicted model, not a curated record